Messenger RNA from Morone saxatilis (striped sea-bass), 1182 nucleotides. It is a transcript of the gene ccdc97, whose product is annotated as coiled-coil domain containing 97. Lineage: Eukaryota; Metazoa; Chordata; Actinopteri; Moronidae. The coding region runs from base 1 to 1038 and encodes 345 amino acids. The record is from RefSeq and is a predicted model, not a curated record. The transcript is spliced from 7 exons.
AUGUGGGGUGAAAUCGAGCCUCCCGUUAAAACACAGCCGAGGCCGUGUGAGAGUGAAGAGGAGAGUAAAUCCCCUGAAGAACCGGCGGCACGGCCCUGGAGAUGUGACUUAAACUGCCCCGCGGACCCACGGCCGCCGCGGUCCCCACGACAAGACCCCCAGUACGUGAGCCAGGCAGAGUCCACUUGUGUAAAUGACAUGGUGGAAGCCAUCGCCAAGAGUGGGAGUCCAGUGAAGAGCCAGCAGAUCGGAGAGGCUGAACUGAGCCUGGAGGAGCGCAGAGAGGAGCUGCUGCAUCAGUACAGCAGCAGGCCGCUGGUGUUCCUGGAGAGGUACCAUGCCUACCUCAAGCCCCCGAACCUGUCAGCCUUUGCCCACGUCUGCUCAGAUCCACGGGUUCAGCACUACAGCAAAGUGAUACAGAGACGAGCUGCGGCAUGCACCAACAGGACCAGGGUUCGAAACCAGCGCUACGCCGCCCUCAGGGCCCUGCAGAGGGAGGGACAGUAUUUCAGUGAGGAACAGAUGCGAAUGAGGGAGCCGCUGCUGUAUGAACAAUAUAUCGGCCAGUACCUGACUGACGAGGAGGUGCUGGAGCGCUCCCAGGAGGCCAUGCAGGACGAUGCACAGGGGGAACCAGGGGGAGGCACAGGAGGGCUCGCCCACCUCCUCCUCAACUCCUACCAGGAGCGUCUCAUCCAGAAUCGUCUGCAGGAGGAGCAGGAUAGAGAGGAAGGAGCACGGGAGGAGGAGGAGGAUGAAGAUGAUGAUGAUGACACUGUCCGGCAGCAGGAAGGGGAGCCCACCCCGGAGGAGAAGGCGCUGCUCAGGGAGGAGUUCAUCAGUCAGAUGCACCAGCGCUUCCUAGAUGGCAAAGACAAGGAUUUCAACUACAGCGAGGUGGAUGAGAACCCAGAUUAUGACAACUUGGACAUAGUCAGCAGAGAUGCAGAGGAUAAAUACUUUGAUGAAGAUGAUGAUGAAGAGGAGGAAGAAGAGGUGGAACAUGAUGAAGAGGAAGAAAAUAUGACAGAAUAGUGGCUGUAGUAGCAACAACUGUUUCACACUCACUGCUUUGAUUGAAUUGUAAAUACAAAUGUACAAAACACAAAAAGUGUAUGAAUUCUGUUUAACGUUUUUAAUGAAUGCAAACAUAGUUCAUAAUAAAUUGGGGUUUUUUGA